ACAGCGGACGAAUAGACUAGCACAUCCCAUCCCUCCCACGGCAUAGUGCGAGAGGCGUCUCCUUGUCAAUCUGCACUUUAGGCAGACCGGCAGCCUAUCUGGGAAAGAAAAGUAAUUUGAGCGGCGUCUUUGCCUUCCUCUAUUUUCGUUCAAGGUCAGGCGCCAUGCUGCAGCCUUUCAGAGUAGACGUCGAUUAAACCUAGAGCCUUUCACAGCCCCAGCGGCCAGUGUCCUUUUAUUCACAUACUUCUGUUCUUCUGCCCUUCAGCGGCAUUCUCUUGGAGUUUAAUUAUUUGGUUGCUUCGACAUUGCCCGAUACCCUUCUUUGUUGGACCAUCGUCGGCUUCCACCUCCGCACGUCCAAUAUGCUCAAGGGCGUAUUGCUUGUGGCUUCUGCAGCAUGGGCUGCAGCUCAAUCUUCUUCUGAGCCUUGCGCAAUUGUUGCCGCUCAACUGAGUCAAGCUACCAAUAUCGAGGCACAAGCCGCUUACGAAUGUCUCGAAUCUGUCCCUGUCGACGUCCAAGGCAAUCGCCUUCUCCUCGACGAAUUAAAAAACAUAUGGCAAUUUCAGUCAGAACUCGCAUGGCUGAAGAACCCAGGAAAUGAGUGGGAGUGGGGUCCGUUAGAUAUUGAGGCGGAACUCGACAACAUCAAAAGCAAUCUUGACUCGUUUCCGUCCGAGUACGCUGUCCAACUCGCCAUUCAGAACAUCACCAUUCGAACUGGCAACUUCCAUUUCAACUACAGACCCGACAUACUCCAGGUUUUCAAAUUCCUACGUCCCUUCAAUGUCGCUUCCAUUUCCCAGGAUGGUAAAUCACUGCCCAAGUUGUACGUUGCCGACGACGUCUUGGCUCUGGCUCAAGGUAGCUCGGAUGUCUCUGAGAUUUCCAAGCUUAACGGUCAAGACCCCUAUGCCUUCCUCCUAUCUGUCUCAUGGUCGCAGUACAUUGAUUCAGAUGGCUUACUCAACAAAAUGGUGGCUAAAGGAGAUACGGACAACCCUGGUAGCUUCAUGUUACAGAGCAAAUACGACGGCAACGGUACAGAAGUCACGUGGGCAAACGGUUCAACAGUCUCUGUUACCAACAUUGCCAGAUCAGAUGAAGACUUUUCGCGUGUUACCGAUGGACAAUCCUUUUUCGACGCAUUCUGUACAGGCCGCCUUUUCGCCCAGCCAGCCACAGCCAGUACGAAAUCCUCGACGGGUUCGCCAGAGACAGAUAGUCAAGGGCCAAAAAGCCCCACGGGUCUCAGCUAUAUCAUCUCUCCCGGCGCUCCUGAAGACCCUGUUCCCCGUAUUCCUACUGGUAUUUACCACCUCCGCAACAAGCGCCAGACUAUCCCAAGUCCAUAUGCAGAAGCUAUUGUGGAAUCACAAAGUCAAGUUGUAGCCGGAUACUACCUCAACGGAAACGGCUAUGAAGAUAUCGCUGUGCUUAAGAUUAUUUCGUUCAGCAACCCCAGCUCUGACAUCGACGAGUCGGAUUUUAACAACGAAUUCCAGGCCGUGGUCGCGAGAUUCCUUGAAAGAUGCGUAAGCGACAACAAGCAAAAACUCAUCAUCGACCUGCGUGAAAACGGUGGCGGCAACACCAACCUCCUCUUGGAUGUCUUCAUGCAGCUUUUCCCUGAAAUGGUGCCCUUUUCUGGACAACGGUACCGGGCGACUGAGGCUUUUCUCAAGAUCGGCGAUGCUGUCAAUGAGAUUAGGGGUGAUCCUUCCAAGGCGAGGACAUUUACUCGUUUCACAGGGGGCGAUAUCGAGAACAGCAACAUGUACAGGUACUGGUCUUGGUGGCAUUUCCUUAAUAGCGAUGGAGCCGAUUUCAAGGACUGGAAUGACUUCAACGGACCUGUGAAACUAAACGGCGACAGCUUUACUUCGACCAUGCGAUACAACUACACAGACGAACUCUCCAUCCUCCCCGCAGGUUUCCGUUUUGUAAACGGCACCCGCCCAACCCCCUUCAACGCCUCCAACAUCGUUAUGUAUACCGACGCCCUGUGCGGCUCCUCCUGUGCCUCCUUCCACGAAGAGCUCAAAAACAUCGCCGGUGUCAAGGCCGUCACCGUCGGCGGUCGCCCAGAAAACAAGCCCAUUCAAACCGUCACCGGCAGCAAAGGCGGUGAAGUCACGCCCCUCUUCUACUGGCAAAUGUACGCUGAAGUAGCGCUGAACCUCAGCUCCCUCGCCGAUCUCUCCGCAUUCUCAGCCACAGACCCUGUACUUUCAGGUAUUGCAAACACUCCGCAAAUCAUGACGCGCGCGGGCGACGAGUCCUCGCGGUUGCAAUCGCAAGAUCAGAUUCGCAAGGGCGAUGCGUCUGGUACGCCGCUGCAGUAUAUCUACGAAGCUAGCGAUUGCAAGAUUUUCUACACUGCGGAAACGUUCUUCGAUCCCGAUGCUGCGUGGAAGCAGGCGUGGGAUGCGUUCCAGGAUGAGGGUAAGUGCGUGGAGGGCAGCACGGGACAUAAGAGUUCGUUGUCCGGUGGCUACAAGCCUUACGGCCCUGGUGAGCUGAAGGCGGAGGAUCGGCCGCAGAGUAGUGCGGAUGAUGAUAGGCCGGGAAGCGGCAGUAGUCAGAAAGAUGCGGCAAGCAGUGUGAGGAUUAGUGGGGUGGUGGUGGGUGUUGUGGCGGUGCUUGUUAGCGUUGUGAUGAUGUAGAUUGAGUGACGGGUGCGACGGCAUCUUUGUCACUUCUUUUUUAAUGAGUAAUGCUAUUGUUAGUCCUGUUUUAUGUAGGGAAAUCAUAUUCCUAUUCUGAUCUGCAUAUUGCUUUUAGGUCAGAUAUG
Messenger RNA from Bipolaris maydis ATCC 48331, 2797 nucleotides. RefSeq lists its product as uncharacterized. Lineage: Eukaryota; Fungi; Ascomycota; Dothideomycetes; Pleosporales; Pleosporaceae. Gene Ontology annotation, biological process: proteolysis. The record is from RefSeq and is a predicted model, not a curated record. Gene Ontology annotation, molecular function: serine-type peptidase activity.